ACCGCGCCGAUACCGGAGCAGUCAAUCCGCGCACGAGCUGGAGAUUCUCCUCCUUUCCGUCCACAGCAAGUCGGUAUCUCAGACCCCGGAGCGCGUGCUCUCAGGACCCGGAGGCGCGCAUCUCCACGGUGGUAAAGUGCUACUACAAGGGUCCACGUCAACUGCUGUGUCACACCGGUUUAGGAAAGCGAGAAAGAACAGAGUGAGAAACAAAGUAAAAAAAGGAACAGAAGACCCGAGUGGAGAGGGGAAGAGACAGAGAAAGAUGUGACAGCUGGUGUCUUCCAGCAGAACCGCAGCUACGAUGGACAGCUGAAUGCACUGGCUAAAUUUCACUCACAUCAGCCACAAUGGUCCUAGUUCUGCUUUUGGUAACACAGAUACCUUCCAGUCAGGCCACUGGAAACAAAACAGAUGACAACCAAGGGUACAGCAACACUCAUAUCCUGCCCACACUGCUCGUACUCUCACUGCUAGUGCUAAUUCUGGCUUUGGUAACGUGCUACUGCCUCAGGCUCAAAAACCGCCAAAAAGCCGACAUCACUGUAGUCGACAAGAAGAUACCAAAUGGCAUUCUGGAAGAACAAGAGGCACAGACGGUGGUUUUGUUGCAGAGAUCACCCUCUACAUCCAAAACCUAUUUACCCAUUCCUGUAGAUAACUUGGAGGAAGAGUACCGCAUCCGGUCUGCCGAUGAUGGGAAACUCUUCCGAGAAGAAUACAACUCAUUACCAGGCGGAAACCCACAAGGCACAUACGAGGAGGCAAACAGAGAUGAAAACAAAGAGAAAAACAGAUAUCCCAAUAUUCUCCCAUAUGAUCAUUCCAGAGUGGAGCUGACGCAGAUAGAUGGCAUUUCUCACUCAGAUUAUGUAAAUGCCUCUUAUAUAGAUGGCUACAAAGAUAAAAAUAAAUUCAUCGCAGCACAAGGACCAAAACAAGAGACUGUUGCUGAUUUUUGGAGAAUGAUAUGGGAGCAGAAAUCAGCUACAAUUGUGAUGCUGACCAACUUAAAAGAGAGGAAAGAGGACAAGUGUUACCAGUACUGGCCUGACAAGGGGUGCUGGACAUAUGGGAAUGUGCGUGUUGUUGUGGAGGACAUCACCGUGUUAGUCGACUACACGAUACGCAAAUUCUGCGUGCAGUAUCAAGCUAGCGAUGGCUCUAAAACCCCUCGUCUGGUCACACAGCUGCACUUCACCAGCUGGCCAGACUUUGGCGUUCCCUUCUCUCCCAUCGGCAUGCUCAAGUUCCUCAAGAAAGUCAAGCAGGUGAACCCGUCAUAUGCAGGUCCCAUUGUGGUGCACUGCAGUGCGGGGGUUGGAAGGACAGGUACUUUCAUCGUGAUAGACGCAAUGAUUGACACAAUGUAUGAGGAACAAAAGGUUGACGUGUUUGGCUUCGUGUCAAGAAUACGAGACCAGCGAUCACAACUUGUACAGACAGAUAUGCAGUACUCGUUCAUCUACCAGGCCCUGUUGGAGUAUUUCCUAUAUGGGGACACUGAGCUGGACGUGUCCUCUUUAGAGGGACAUCUGCACAAAUUACACAACACCUGUGCGCCACAAGACCGUCUGGGGCUCGAGGAAGAGUUUAAGAAGCUGACCAACAUGCGGAUUAUGAAGGAAAACAUGAGGACAGGAAAUCUACCGGCAAAUAUGAAGAAGAACCGAGUGCUCCAGAUUAUUCCUUAUGAUUUUAACAGAGUGAUCCUGUCCAUGAGAAGAGGGCAGGAAUUUACUGACUACAUUAAUGCGUCUUUCAUUGAUGGCUACAGGCAAAAAGACUACUUCAUAGCAACGCAAGGUCCUUUACCCCAUACGGUGGAUGAUUUCUGGAGGAUGGUCUGGGAAUGGAAAUGCCAUUCCAUAGUCAUGCUGACAGAACUUCAAGAAAGAGAACAGGAUAAGUGUUGCCAGUACUGGCCCACAGAAGACUCAGUGAAAUAUGGAGACUACACAGUAGAAAUCAAAGCUGAUACUCAGUGUGAUGACACAUUUAGUCUCAGAGACCUGGUACUCACAUAUGAACCGGAGAAGGAGACACGAUUGGUCCGCCACUUCCACUUUCACGGCUGGCCGGAGAUUGGAAUUCCAGCGGAGGGGAAGGGAAUGAUAGACAUCAUCGCUGCGGUGCAGAAACAACAACAGCAAUCAGGCAACCACCCCAUCGUUGUGCACUGCAGUGCUGGAGCGGGUCGGACCGGUACGUUUAUUGCCCUCAGUAAUAUUCUGGAGCGUGUGAAGGCAGAGGGCCUGCUGGACGUCUUUCAGACUGUGAAGAGUUUGCGAAUGCAGCGGCCACACAUGGUGCAGACCGUGGAACAAUAUGACUUCUGCUACAGAGUGGUACAGGACUUUGUCGACAUUUUCUCAGACUAUGCCAAUUUCAAAUGAUCAAAUUUGCCUUAUAUGUUUCUGUUCAGUGUUUUUUAUACCCGUCCUUCAGGAAUUUACACCCAUAACUGGAUAAAAAAUUUGCUUCUAUUUUGCUAUGCACUCGUCCUCUUUAAAAAAAUCAUAUCUUUCUGUAAUAUAAUGUCGCAUACUAAAGCUACACAGUGGUUUGUAACUGUAGGUAUGUUCUGUGUCUUUCACAUCUUCGUCAUAUCAUUCCAUCAAAGUGUUUUAAACACAGUUUUGAUUCAUUUAAUCCUGGGUCUUAUUGACUUUAACAAGUUUCAAUUUUUUUUUAACCUGUGUAAAAUUUGUAAAAGCUGUAGGUAUUGUAAAUGUAUUUAUGUGUUAUUGCUUACAGUCUAUUCUUACAUAUUUUCAAUUGUUUAUGUUCAUGUUUGAACUUUUAUUUAUUCAGAUGUCAAACAUUAAGACGACUGACAUCAGUUUUUUUUUUUUUUUUUUAUCUAACAAAUGCAACCAUAUGUUUCAACGAAUACCUUCAAAACUCAACAAGUCUAUCUUGUGUGGGGGGGGAGAAAGACAGAUUUUGUAUCAGAAUUUGUAUCGGAGUGAUUUGACACUCGGUGAGACAGGGACCAGCCUAUUUUCUUUUUAUUUGAACCCGGAAAGCAGCAGCAGCAGCAGCAUUUCAACAGAACUGAUUGUUUUGUAACCAGUACAGCUGAUUGUUCUGACCUGUCCGAAGCCUGAAAAAGCUGCAUGGGCUUUCAAAGCACACUGAUUCAUGAUCAUUGCACAAUGCCAAGGAUAUACAAAUGAAAUGGGUUAUUAAAGAAUGAUAUAUACAA
Messenger RNA from Silurus meridionalis, 3208 nucleotides. It is a transcript of the gene ptprea, whose product is annotated as protein tyrosine phosphatase receptor type Ea. The transcript is spliced from 21 exons. The record is from RefSeq and is a predicted model, not a curated record. Gene Ontology annotation, biological process: protein dephosphorylation. The coding region runs from base 351 to 2396 and encodes 681 amino acids. Lineage: Eukaryota; Metazoa; Chordata; Actinopteri; Siluriformes; Siluridae. Gene Ontology annotation, molecular function: protein tyrosine phosphatase activity.